Messenger RNA from Branchiostoma belcheri (Belcher's lancelet), 1546 nucleotides. RefSeq lists its product as uncharacterized. The transcript has 2 exons. The coding region runs from base 270 to 1256 and encodes 328 amino acids. The record is from RefSeq and is a predicted model, not a curated record. Lineage: Eukaryota; Metazoa; Chordata; Leptocardii; Amphioxiformes; Branchiostomatidae.
CGCCAGGCCUUUAAUGCAUGUGGAUAUCUGGCAGCUUAGGUCUUCAGCAGACAGAAGAAGGGCGCGGCAACUACUAGUAACUGAUGACGUGGCUUUAACACGCCACGUUACAUAGACAUGUGGUAGGCGUGUGGGCACCUGUGACACUAAACGUUGCCGUCAUCAAAGUGGCAUAUCAUCCAUGUGACGACUUUUCUCGACCAACAUACCUCUACAGACGAGUAAUCGCAAACCGGUUGAUCGCAACAGAGACCAGCGAAUGAAAGAACAUGGAAAGUAACAACACAAAAAGCACCAGAUCGUGGGUAGGUGUGUUGUUCCUGCUACUGUCCGCCACCUUUGACAGCCUGUCCAAUGAGUUUGUCACCCUCGCCAGCAACGAGGGAAUACCGGGGCUUCAGAUGUUGUUUCUCAACAGACUGUCACUCCUGAUUCUGGUGAUCAUCGCUUGGCCGGUCUUCCGACCGAAACUGUCGGCACUAAGCUGCAAACAGCUCGCGGUAUUCAUUCUCAUCACAGCUGCGCAUAAUCUGGAGCUAGGACUUGUAUUCCUUUCCCUCACCUACACGGUCCCUGGGAUAACCCACACCAUACGCCAGGGAACUGAGACGAUUCUUACGGUCAUCAUCAGCUUUUUUCUUCUCGGAGAAGUUCUCGGACUGUUGGACUUCUUCGGGAUCUUCCUGAACUUCGUCGGCGUCGUCGCCAUCGGAUUCAAUCUCAUGUUCGGGACUGGAAAACGGAUCAGCGUGAACGUUUUGACGUUCGCUCUUCCGCUGUUGGCGGCCGCCGUAGGGUCACCCUUAAACGUGUUCGACAAGUUUCUCCUUGACCGCCAAGAUGUUCACAUUCUGAUCCUUUUACUCGGUAUCUCGUCGACGGGAACUCUUUACCUGUCCGCGCUGGCGCACACUUUAGAAACACCCGUGUGGAAAAUGUCGUGGCAAACUGCAGCUUAUCUCGUAGGCCUGAAUGUCUCGUACGUGUUUUCGUUAGUGUUGUGGUACUGCGGCAUGUACUUAGAAAAUGUAGGCGUGGCCACUGCUAUCAGAGUGAUGACCGUGCCCAUCACCAUUGUUCUUGACUACUUCGUCCUAUCUAAGACUCCCGGUGCACUGAAACUUGCGGGCGGAGCUCUGGUUUUUGCAGGCUCGAUGACAGUAAGUGUGGUCACCGUUUGGAGAAACUGGAAAGCUGAAAAGAGGGACAGACUUUUGCAAGAACUCAACUUUGACGUCCCCACAAAAGACAGAUAAAUGUCUAAGUUACAUCUAACUGUAAACACUACUAGUGUGUUGAUGUGAAUGGUACGGAUGUAAGAGUUUUAGUCAUCACUACGUACGACUUAGGUAGUUUCAAGUUUAUGUUUACGUGAAUUUAUAAUAAAAUGCCACCAACAUCACACUGCCACAUACGUGAGAGGUCAGAUGGGCUAGGGUUAGCGUUAGGGUUGGUAUUAGAGUAAGGCUGGGGUUAGAGUUGGGAUGAUUGUUCAGGACUAGGGUAAGACUUCCGAUUAGGGUUAGGUUAGGUUUAGUCUCCUGAC